Molecule: messenger RNA, 309 nt
Organism: Acanthoscelides obtectus
Lineage: Eukaryota; Metazoa; Arthropoda; Insecta; Coleoptera; Chrysomelidae
Source: the annotation of a GenBank genome assembly
CAGAUCUAGUGAGACAAAAUACCUAUUUGAUUUCAGGCAAUGACAGUUACGAUCCUCACAAUUCUCAAAACGAAGAAUCGCAAUUUGAAAAUGACCGAAAAAACAUCGUUAAUCGGACAAUCAGAAAAAAGAGUCAAGUUGAGUGUUGAUGAGAUGUUGAGCAAUCCACCUAUAUCUAAUGAGCAUGAAACAUAUUUCGACUCGCUGGAUUUCCAAGGCCUCAAUUUUCCUUGUGUUGAUGAAUCUCUGGUAGUAUCCGUAGCAAUUGAUGAUCUGGAAUAUAUCUACAAGAUCAAGAACUGCCAUUGA